Messenger RNA from Arvicanthis niloticus (Nile rat), 4256 nucleotides. It is a transcript of the gene Rev1, whose product is annotated as REV1 DNA directed polymerase. Gene Ontology annotation, molecular function: damaged DNA binding; DNA-directed DNA polymerase activity; deoxycytidyl transferase activity. The record is from RefSeq and is a predicted model, not a curated record. Gene Ontology annotation, cellular component: nucleus. Lineage: Eukaryota; Metazoa; Chordata; Mammalia; Rodentia; Muridae. Gene Ontology annotation, biological process: error-prone translesion synthesis; error-free translesion synthesis.
GGGGCGGAGCCGCGGCGGAGGCGCGAGGCGGGCGCCGCGACUGAGGGAGCGUGGGCCGCGGCGCGGUGCGGCUUGGCGGCCGCCUGACCGGCUGCCUUCCCCGGCGUUCCCCUCGGCGCGGGGAGUUCACUGAACGACGGCGGCGCCCGCGAGGCCCGAGGAAGCGGCUGGGCCCGGGCAUGGUGGCCUGGGGCGGCGCGGAAGAAGCUCCACCAUGAGGCGAGGUGGAUGGAGGAGGAGAGCAGAAAAUGAUGGCUGGGAAAAAUGGGGCGGAUACAUGGCUGCCAAGGUCCAAAAGCUGGAGGAACAGUUCCGUUCAGAUGCUGCUAAGCAGAAGGAUGGGACAGCGUCUGCAAUAUUUAGUGGAGUUGCCAUCUACGUUAAUGGAUACACAGAUCCUUCUGCUGAGGAAUUGAGAAAUCUAAUGAUGUUGCAUGGAGGUCAAUACCAUGUGUAUUAUUCUAGAUCCAAAACAACACACAUUAUUGCUACAAAUCUUCCUAAUGCCAAAAUUAAAGAAUUAAAGGGGGAAAAAGUAAUUCGACCAGAAUGGAUUGUGGAAAGCAUCAAAGCUGGGAGACUCUUGUCCUCUGUUCCAUAUCAGCUGUACACCAAGCCAUCCACUGCACAGAAGAGUCUCAACUUCAAUCCUGUGUGCAAGCCUGAGGAUCCUGUGCCAGGUCCAAGCAAUAUAGCCAAACAGCUCAACAACAGGGUAAAUCACAUAAUUAAGAAGAUUGAGACAGAAAAUGAAGGGAAAGCAAAUGGACUGAGCAGCUGGAAUGAAGACACUGCAAAUGAUGACUUUAGUUUUGAGGAUCUGGACCAUACAUUUCUAGGAAGGAAACAAAAUGGAGCACUGCAUCCCAGAGAUACCACUGUCAUUUUUAAUGGACACACUCAUAGUUCAAAUGGUGCCUUAAAGACACAGGAUUGCUUGGUGCCUGUGGGCAACAGUGUUGCUAGCAGGCUCUCUUUAGACUCCAUCCAGGAGGAGAAGAGGGCAGAGAAGAGCGACACUGACUUCAGAGACUGCACAGUGCAGCACUUGCAGCACAGCACCAGAAGUGCAGAUGCUUUGCGGAGUCCACACAGAACUAGUUCUCUCUCACCAUCUUUGCACAGUAACACUAAAAUCAAUGGUGCUCACCACUCCACUGUUCAGGGGCCUUCAAGCACAAAAAGCACUUCUGUUCUGACUCUUAGUAAAGUAGCGCCUUCAGUGCCAUCCAAACCAUCGGACUGUAACUUCAUUUCAGAUUUCUAUUCUCGUUCAAGACUGCAUCACAUCUCAACAUGGAAGUGUGAAUUGACUGAGUUUGUCAAUACCCUACAGAGACAAAGUAGUGGUAUCUUUCCUGGAAGGGAAAAGUUAAAAAAAAUGAAAACAGGCAGGUCUUCCCUUGUUGUAACUGACACAGGCAAUAUGUCAGUAUUGAGCUCACCCAGACCUCAGAGCUGUGUAAUGCAUGUUGAUAUGGAUUGCUUCUUUGUAUCAGUGGGUAUACGAAAUAGACCAGAUCUCAAAGGAAAACCAGUGGCUGUUACCAGUAACAGAGGCACAGGAAAGGCACCUUUACGUCCUGGUGCUAACCCACAGCUGGAGUGGCAGUAUUACCAGAAUAAAAUCCUGAAAGGAAAAGCAGCAGAUAUACCAGAUUCAUCAGUAUGGGAGAAUCAAGAUUCUACACAAACAAAUGGAAUUGAUUCUGUUCUGUCAAAAGCUGAAAUUGCUUCUUGUAGUUAUGAAGCCAGACAAGUUGGCAUUAAGAACGGAAUGUUUUUUGGACAUGCUAAACAGCUGUGUCCUAAUCUGCAAGCUGUUCCAUAUGAUUUUCAGGCAUACAGGGAAGUUGCCCAAGCCAUGUAUGAAACACUGGCAAGCUACACACACAGCAUUGAGGCUGUAAGUUGUGAUGAAGCACUGAUUGACGUCACUGACAUCCUUGCAGAGACUAAACUUACUCCUGAGGAGUUUGCAACUGCCCUCCGUAUGGAAAUCAAAGACAAGACUAAAUGUGCUGCCUCUGUUGGAAUUGGUUCUAAUAUUCUUCUUGCUAGGAUGGCAACUAAAAAAGCAAAGCCAGAUGGUCAGUACCACCUGCAGGCAGACGAAGUAGAUGAUUUCAUCAGAGGCCAGCUUGUCACUAACUUGCCAGGAGUUGGACGUUCAAUGGAAUCUAAGCUAGCAUCUUUGGGAAUUAAGACUUGUGGAGAUUUGCAGUGUUUAACCAUGGCAAAACUCCAGAAAGAAUUUGGCCCCAAGACAGGGCAGAUGCUAUAUAGGUUCUGCCGCGGUUUGGACGAUAGACCUGUUAGAACAGAGAAGGAACGAAAAUCUGUUUCAGCUGAGAUCAACUAUGGAAUAAGGUUCACCCAGCCCAAAGAAGCAGAAGCUUUCCUUCUGAGUCUUUCAGAAGAAAUUCAAAGACGACUUGAAGCUGCUGGCAUGAAGGGCAAACGCCUGACUCUGAAAAUCAUGGUACGGAAGCCAGGGGCCCCUGUAGAAACUGCAAAAUUUGGAGGCCAUGGAAUUUGUGAUAACAUCGCCAGGACUGUAACUCUGGACCAGGCAACAGAUAGUGCAAAAAUAAUUGGAAAAGCUACUUUAAACAUGUUUCAUACAAUGAAACUAAAUAUAUCAGAUAUGAGAGGGGUUGGUAUUCAUGUGAAUCAGUUGGUUCCUGCUAGUUCAAGUCAUCCAUCAGCUCAGUCAGGCCUCUUCCCUGGUCGGCCACAUUCUGUUCGUGAUCUCUUCCAACUACAGAAAGCUAAGAAAUCCACAGAAGAGGAGCACAAGGAAGUACUUCUGGCUGCUGUGGAUCUGGAAGUGUCCUCCACCUCUAGAGCUUGUGGUUUAUUGUCACCCCUCUCUGCACAUCUGGCAGCUAGUGUCAGUUCUGAUGCUAACAGAGGCGAGUGUUCCAGGAAAUGGAAUGGCCUGCAUUCUCCUGUCAGUGGACAGUCAAGACUAAACCUCAGUAUAGAGGUCCCAUCACCAUCACAGAUUGACCAGUCUGUCUUAGAAGCGCUCCCACCUGAUCUCCGGGAACAAAUAGAACAAGUUUAUGCUGCUCAGCAAGGAGAGCCACGAGGCACCAAGAAGAAAGAGCCAGUAAAUGGCUGCAGUUCAGGGGUACUGCCACAUCCUGUUGGCACAGUUUUAUUACAAAUACCAGAGACUCAAGAGCCUAAUAAUAGUGACACCAGGAUCAGCGUCAUUGCCCUUCCAGCAUUUUCACAAGUGGACCCUGAUGUCUUUGCUGCCCUUCCUGCUGAGCUUCAAAAGGAGCUGAAAGCAGCAUAUGAUCAAAGACAAAGGCAGGGAGAGGACACUGCUCAGCAGCAGCCAACUAGUGCAUCUGUGCCAAAGAAUCCUUUACUUCAGCUAAAGCCACCAGCAAUGAAAGACAAGAGAAAUAAGAAGAAGAACCCCAUUGGUUCUCCCAGGAAAAUUCAGAGUCCUCUGAAAAACAAGCUGCUUAGCAGUCCUGCUAAAACUCUGCCAGGGGCCCAUAGGAGCCCCCAGAAGUUAAUGGACGGCUUUCUACAGCAUGAAGGAAUGGCUUCCGAGAGACCCCUGGAAGAAGUCUCAGCUUCCAACGCUUGUGCACAGGACCUAUCUAGUUUGCAGCCCGGCCAGAGCAGCUGUUUUAGACCAGCAGCACCCAACCUCGCUGGAGCUGUGGAAUUCAGUGAUGUGAAGACCUUGCUCAAAGAAUGGAUCACUACCAUCUCAGAUCCAAUGGAAGAAGACAUUCUGCAAGUUGUGAAAUAUUGCACUGACCUUAUAGAGGAAAAAGACUUGGAAAAAUUGGAUCUUGUUAUAAAAUACAUGAAAAGGUUGAUGCAGCAGUCGGUGGAGUCAGUAUGGAACAUGGCGUUUGACUUUAUUCUUGACAAUGUUCAGGUGGUUUUACAGCAGACUUAUGGAAGCACACUGAAAGUUACCUGACUGUCCAGAGAGCCUGGCGCUCUCUGCGAGCUGUGCCAGCAGUGCUUGCUGAGGUAUUUGCAAAGUGCAUGAUAGUGAUGCUCUGAGUUUUCAUGAUUCUACAUUUCUUUUUAAGCAAGUGUUUUGUACAUUUCUUUUCAAAAAAGUGCCAAAUUUGUCAGUAUUGCAUGUAAAUAAUUGUGUUAAUUCUUUUACUUGUAGCAUAGAUUCUAUUUACAAAACGUUUGUUUAUAAAGUUUUAUGGAUUUUUACAGUGAAGUGUUUACAGUUGUUUAAUAAAGAACUGUAUGUAUAUUUUGUA